This is a messenger RNA of Eriocheir sinensis (Chinese mitten crab), 3541 nucleotides long. RefSeq names its product mucin-2-like. NCBI's taxonomy places the organism in Eukaryota, Metazoa, Arthropoda, Malacostraca, Decapoda, Varunidae. The transcript is spliced from 7 exons. Bases 1309 to 2985 code for a protein of 558 amino acids. The record is from RefSeq and is a predicted model, not a curated record.
GAAGGGUCUUCCUCGACACACCUUCCUCCACAGAGGGAGGGGAGGAGAGGAACUGGCCACCUCCACCAUCACCACCACCAUCACCAACAACAACGCCAACAACAGAGCAGAAGAGACAAGACAGACGGAUCAAGAAGUUUUCGCCGUCAGUAUCUUCGCCAACCUAAUCUUUUCACCUCGUCCUUCGCCUUCCCUGCAGACUAAGAAGAACUCGUAUUUCUAACGUUUUAUCGGAAGAACAGGAAAGAUCGAUGAACAGUUUACGAUAAUGGCCACGAGCAGGUCGAUAGGCUUUUCACGUCUGGAGUUCGGAAGACAUCGACGCCGAACUCCCCUCCGAACUCCUGCGUCAACUUCUGCGCCAACUCGACGAAAUUCUUGAAAGCGUCUCUUGAGGUGUUGCAUAAGGGGCCAACCUAGACAAGACCAGACGCUGUAGAAAUCAAUAUCUGUCUGCUCUGAAACGAGAAAACACAUGCAGCUAGAUGAGGCUUUCCUGCACGUAAUGGAUCAAAUACAGACUGUGAUGGUUCUCGUGCUUGUUGUAGGGUAAACCGUCUCUUGCUGAUCUGCAUAAGAGUGCCAAGCAAUCCAGACGUUGUGUAAGCCAACUUUUGUCUGGUUUGAAACGAAGAGACACGGUUCCCUAAUGAGUUUCCUCCAUGCAUAAUGUAGGGGGCAGAUAAUUAUGUACCAACUGGAUUUAUAUGCAUCUCAAAGUAGUUCUUAAGAUAUACAUCCUCGCAACCCCUGCAAAUGCAAGAAUCCUGAAACGCUCUAAGAAUGAGACACUUCAAGUCUUCUAAAUGAAUCUCAACAGCCAAGACCUCACCGCGGCAGAGCUCAAGACAGCAGUUCUCGCCGUCAAACGAAGAACCUCUCGUAAGUAACAUUACAACCCUCCAAUGACCGUUCCCUUGAUUAAGCUUAAGACUCUCCUUUUCGUGGGCUGCGGAAAGGCUUAAAGGUCAGUGCUAAUGCCAAAGAGUGCCUUGUCUCCGGGUUCAUCCUCACUUCCUUUGCUUGAGCGCGUGAAGCAGACAGCAAGACUUCGUGCUGCCCUUUAGCGGCGCCCACACCCUCCAGUACUCAACGCGCAACCUGCCGUGUAAACAAGAGGCCUUUUUCGUAAUCUAACCUUUGUGUGGAGAGUCUACAGGCCGUCGUAAAGGUAAUCCCCUGCACAUAACAUAGGAUUGGGUCAGGGUUAACUUGCUUUACACCCCGCCUUGCCCCGUCCCGCCCCGCGCCCUCACGCCGGGGUAACAUCAGGACUCCUUGAGGCCUGCGGAGGUGUGGGUGCCGGCCAUGAGCGGGCGAGCCACCCACGGGUCCUUCUACACCGUGGGUUUGGUCUCCACCCCAGCGCCUCAGCACCGCUCCGCCACCACCACCUCCUCCUCCGCCGCCACCACGUUCUCCGCCACCUACACCACCACGCCGCUGCAGCACCUCGACCACACCCUCGCCAGCAUGUCCUCCAGCCACGCCCACGCCUUGCCGCCGCUCUCCUACCCCUCAGACUCCUCCACGCUCGCUCCUCCUCGCCUCACCGCCUCCAACACCCCUCCGCCUUCCUCCACUCCUCCAUCCUUCGCCUCUCCACACACCAUCUCCUCCUUCGGCUCUCCUCCUCCCUCCUCCACGCCUCCGUCCUUCGCCACGCCUCCUCAGCCCUCCGCUACUCUUGACCCCGCCGCCAGCCUCUCCGCCAACCAGUCCCCGCCCUUCCCUCGGUACGGCCGCGGCCCCACCACCUUCGGCACCCGUCUGUCCUCCACGCCGCGGCCAGGGGUGAUGACCACGCUUACCCGCCCCUCCGUCGUCACCACACGCUCGCCCGGCCUCAACACCCUCACCACGCACGGCCCCACGGUCACCACCUACACCACCUACAACCCCGCUAUGAAUAAGUUCACCACGCACACGCCGGUCACUACCACCACCUCCUCCUUCUUGCCUGACGCCUCCUCGCAGCCGCCCAGCAGUGCCUUCCUUAGAUACACGCCGUCCUCCUCACGCUUCGUCUCCCUCACCACGACCACCACAGUCACCCCCGUCACGCCGCCGCCACGCCGCACCGCCAACAUAUACACGCUCUCGCCGCACGUGACGGACAGCGCCGCCGUCACCACCGCCAGCAUUAACUUCCCGCCGCCGCCGAAGGUCACGCUCGCCAGCACCGCCACCUCGCAGCGCCCCUCCCCUUCCUGGCCCCUCCACGUGACCCUCGGCGCCUCGGAGGGCUACGAUAACCUGCAUCUUGACGUCGGGGAGGAGGAGGUCGCCGGCAAGCCCCAGGUCAGGACGCACAUGACGAAGGAGGAGUUCUUGGCGGCCCCGUACCCCGGCCUGGAGAUGCACGAGACUGGCGAGAAAGCAGCGGCGGAGUCUAGCCAUUGGUCAGGUCGCCGCGGGUGGCCGAGCGGGCAGGAGCGACUGGAGGAGCGGAGGCGUGGAGGGGUGUGGAAUAUGUCCCUCUACCCCACCUCCACCUCCACCUCCGUCACCACCACCUUCAUCCCCAACACCACCGCCACCACCACCACCUUCAGCGCCACGCCACCGCCCCAGCGUCAGCAUCUCACCACCACCGUCACGCCCACUGCCACCUCGUCCACCUCAACCUUCACGGGAGGAUACUGUAAUCAGGCGGUGGAGGCGGAGGGAGAAGACGGCGCCCACAGAGGGAUAUGGACGGUGGAGGGCGGCGAAGUUCUCCGUCGAAAGAACAAAUCCCCGCCUUUUCCGGACCCGUGCACGCCGCCGCCGCCCGAUCGGGAUUCGCUGACGCCGCCGCCACAUCCCGACGCCGCCGACACUCGCUUCAGCCUUCGCGAUGUUCCGCUGAAAGGUGAGUGGGUGACGCAGGCCCUGUUUGGCACAUCUGUCGGGGGGCGGUGCACAGGGAAAGGAAAUGAUGAAAAUGUGUAUGAGAGAGGAGAGAAAAGAGGAAGAAAUAUGAAGAAAAAACUGAGAUAUUAAAGAGAGGAAGGAAACACAUAUUAUAAGAACGUCAAGUAAACAACCUCACCAUCCUUCCAUGUUGAUGUCGCAUGUGCGUGUGUGUGCGGGGACUCAUGUGCACACGAGCAGCCAUGUGGACUACAGCAAACCCGCACACGAGCACAUGAUGGUGAUGGCGGUGAUGAAAAUGGUGAUGAUGUUACUACCCUGAGAAGCACCAACACAACACCAGAAAAAAAAAAAUAGCACCUCAGAUCAGGCACCUUCACUCACCACCACAACCCCUACACCUCAUCACCACCUCACCACCACCUCACCACCACCAUGACUAGCGUUCCCAAGACCUUUCUGAUGGGCAGCAGUGGUGAGGAGCACAAGGAGAUGAUAAAAAUGAUGGUCCUAUCCUGCCCAUCUUGCACAAGCCCCUCUUAUCCAGGCACGCGCUUUCCUCUGCUGCUGCUGGUGCUGGCGGUGAACGCGUGAGGGCAGUGGCUGGCUGUGGUGUGGCUGUGCGAGGGUCUGGUGUGGCUGGUGGCGUGCUGACGCGGGCGUGGCUGCCGCUGCGGUGACUGGC